AUGCCGCCUCCCAGAUUUGCACAUCCGACGCCUGUUACCACCCACCCGCCACCUAUUUCGACCGUCCAUGAACAACUAAAGAUAGGGGAGGCUUUAAUCGGGGAUGAGAGGGCUUCUGGAUCGAAAUCUGGUUCUAGGUCGAUCAAAUUUAGGGUUCUUAAUAACAAAACCAUAAUUGAAAACCCCAAUUUUGAAGAUGUCGCCGCUGCUGAGCAAUCACCACCAUUUUUGGCCGCCUCUGGGACAAAUUCCGAUCAGAAUAAGGAUGAGGAGGGGGCGAUUAAGGGUGGGGAUGAUUCAAUAUCAGAAACAAAUGCUCAAUCGAUCGAUCUGGGGGUUGUACAAACCGAAACCCUAAAUAAAAACCCUAAUUUGUUGCAUGCCGCCAUCCAGCCACCUGCUACCACCUCUGAACCACCACCUGGAAAAUUAAUUGAUGGGAAGGGGGCUAUUUCGAACCUGGAUGGUGGGCAAAUAGAGCAAUGUAAUUCUCCAUUUGUGAAACAUUAUGCCAUUGCAGAAGAUGACUCAAACAGAAGUCAUGUUACUAAUUCUAUCAUCUGUUCAGAGACCAAAGAUAUCCAAGAAUAUGUGGAAGAAAUUAAGUCAAUAUUUGGAUCAAUGGGAGAUGGAGAGAUUAGUUCCUCAGCUUAUGACACAGCUUGGGUUGCACUAAUUGAAAAUAUCAACGCUAGUCCUCAAUUCCCGUCAAGUCUAGAAUGGAUCGUGAACAAUCAGCUUCCAGAUGGCUCGUGGGGUGAAACUUUGUUGUUUUCGGCCUUUGAUAGGCUCCUCAACACAUUGGCUUGUGUGAUCGCAUUGACGCAUUGGAAGGUUCAUCCUAAUAAGCGUGAUAAAGGAAUGAAAUUUGUGAAUGCAAACAUGAACAAGCUUGUAGAAGAGGAUGCUGACCACAUGACAUGUGGUUUUGAGAUAGUGUUCCCUAAGCUACUUGAACUAGCAGAAAAACUAGAAAUUAAAGUAGAAGUGGAUACCGAGGUUAUGAAAGAGAUCUAUGCAAGACGAGACCUCAAGCUCGCAAAGAUACCGAUAGAUGUGGUUCAUAAAAGCCCGACAAUUCUCCAUCAUAGCUUGGAAGGAAUGAAUAAAGAUAAACUGGAAUGGGAAAAGAUUCUAAAAUUUCAACGCUAUAAUGGAUCCAUUUCCUUCACUCCUGCAGCAACAGCUUUUGCAUUCAUGCAAACUAAAGAUCAAAAGUGUCUUACAUAUUUGACUAAUCUUGUUUCCAAAUUCAAUGGUGGAGUGCCAAUAUUGUACCCCGUAGACAACUAUGAACAUAUUUGGACUGUAGAUCGCUUGCAACAUCUUGGAAUCGCACGUUAUUUUCGUUCUGAGAUCAAGGAUUGUGUUGCUUAUAUCUACAGGAAUUGGAAUGAUCAAGGAAUCGGAUACUCUAGAGGCAUUGAUGUACCAGACCUUGACGAUACAGCUAUGGGUUUUCGACUUCUUAGAUUACAUGGUUAUGCAGUCUCUCCGGAUGUGCUUCAACGCUUCAAUGUAGAUGGAAAAUUUAUGUGUUUUCCUGAGUCAACAGCAGACUCUGUAUCAGUCACGUUUAAUCUCUUUCGAGCAUCUCAAGUUUUGUUUCCAGGAGAAAAAAUCCUUAAUGAUGCCAAAAUCUUUUGCCAAAAUCUUUUGACCCGAAAACAAUCAACUAACGAGCUUCUAGACAAAUGGCUUUUAGCUAAGGACUUACCAGGAGAGAUAGGUUAUGCACUCGAUGUGCCAUGGUAUGCUAGCUUACCUCGACUAGAGGCAAGAUAUUACUUGGAACAAUAUGGAGGUGAGAAAGAACUCUGGAUAGGGAAGACCAUCUAUAGGAUGGGAAAUGUUAGCAAUGACACAUAUCUUGAGAUGGCCAAAAUGGACUAUAGUCACUGCCAAGCAAUUCAUCAAUCAGAAUGGAGCCAUAUUCAAAAAUGGUAUGCAGGUCUUAAAAUUGAGGACAACUUAAGCACAAGUCUUUUAUGGUCAUACUAUGAGGCAGCGGCGAGCAUAUUUGAACCAGAAAGAUGCAUUGAGCGACUAGCUUGGGCCAAAACCACCAUCCUACUCAAAGCCAUUACCUCAUUUUUAGCCAGACCCCAAGUGUCGGAUGAUGACAUACAAGCAUUUGUAGAUGCAUUCACAAAUUCCCAAUUCCAUCAUGAAGGCGACAAACAAUGGCAGGUGUUGGGGAAUGCACUUCAUGAAACUCUCAACCAGAUCUCCUCGGAAACAAUGGCGGCUCAUGGCAUAGAUAUCCGCCCACACCUCCAUGGUGGUUGGACAACAUGGCUUUUGGGCUGGCGAAAAGGAGUAGAUGAAGUACAAGGAAAAGCAGAACUUAUAAUUAGUACGAUAAUUAUGAGCAGUGGCCGAGGGUUACCAAAGGAACUAUUAUCUCAUCCUCAAUACAAGCGACUCUCUUCCAUCACAGAUGACCUCUGUCACCAAAUCUCUCGUGAGGGGAAACAUACCAUGGGCUCUGGAAUUGAAUCCAAAAUGCAAGAACUUGUGCAACUCGUACUAUGCCACCCCCAUGGGGAUCUUGAUCCUGAUUUGAAGCAGACGUUCCUAUUAGUAGCCAAAACGUUCUACUACAACGCCUACUUUGAUCCUGAAACUAAAAACCGCCACAUUAGCAAAGUAUUGUUUGAAGAUGUAAUUUGA
Messenger RNA from Erigeron canadensis, 2673 nucleotides. Its product is annotated as ent-copalyl diphosphate synthase 1-like. NCBI's taxonomy places the organism in Eukaryota, Viridiplantae, Streptophyta, Magnoliopsida, Asterales, Asteraceae. Gene Ontology annotation, cellular component: chloroplast. The transcript has 13 exons. Gene Ontology annotation, biological process: gibberellin biosynthetic process. The coding region runs from base 1 to 2673 and encodes 890 amino acids. Gene Ontology annotation, molecular function: magnesium ion binding; terpene synthase activity. The record is from RefSeq and is a predicted model, not a curated record.